Letharia lupina is the source of this 453-nucleotide messenger RNA. RefSeq lists its product as uncharacterized. The record is from RefSeq and is a predicted model, not a curated record. Bases 1 to 453 code for a protein of 150 amino acids. The transcript has 2 exons. NCBI's taxonomy places the organism in Eukaryota, Fungi, Ascomycota, Lecanoromycetes, Lecanorales, Parmeliaceae.
AUGCAAAGCUUUCCCAACUCGGUCGGCUCGAUAUCACCUCGAUCAGGGAAUUACGUGGCCCCAGCCACCUGGACGGCGGCGGAACCAGCAGUCGCGGUAAUCAGCGCCUGCCUACCUAGUCUACGACCCCUGUUUGUCAGAAUCAUCUGGGGCCAAGCCUACCGGCCAACCCCGACGUCUCAACCGAGCAAUAAAAGGAGCUAUUCGGCAUCGUGGAGGAGUGGCAUACCCAGCAAGGGAACGAAUGGGAGCUUCGAUCGAUUGCAGGAUACAAUCAGUGGAUCAUCCAAGACGCCAUGGAGGAACAAUGUCAACGUCUACGGAGGUCAGGAUACAGGGAGCGAUGAGUAUGAGCUGGGGAAUCCGCAGGAAGCUUUGCCCGCUCGAGGGAUCCGGGUGAAGACGACUGUGACUGUGACGGAACGGGUGGUGUGGCAGGAUAAUUUGUUCUAA